GGUUCCAUUCGUACCUGAAGGCAACAUGAUUGUAGCCAUUAAGAUGCUGUUAGCUUUAACAGAUAGAUACUUUAUCAGAGUUGCCUUAAUGGAGGCGACUAAUAUUUAAGAAAAUACGGAACGAAUGACUUAUGUUAAACUAUCAAUGAGGUUAAUUAGUUGAAUUUCAAAUGCUGGCUUGUGUUAGCCUGGUAACUUGCUUGGUAGCUUGGUAGCAUUGUUCGCUUCUUACGUUAACGUGAAUUGUUGACACUGUUAAAGUCAACUCGUCUGUUGUAGCUUCCGACUUUAAGUUUGCAGAUGGACAAGUUUGUAGUGCGGCUCCCCAAGGGCGAAACACCCCAAAAAUCGAAGAGCCAAGAAAAGGUUUACAAACAAACUACAAUUGAAUCUUUACGGAGGGUCGUUGUGAUUGAGGACAUCAUGCGAUACAAAUCCAUGCUGGAGCUGCCAGAACAGAGCAAAGACAACCUGCUGGCUGCCCUGACAGAGCUGAGCAAGAAGAUCCCAUCCAGGGAGGUGCUCAAGACCACAAAAAUAGGCCACACGGUCAACAAAAUGCGAAAGCAUCCGGACCCUGAAGUGAGUUCAGUGGCGGCGAAGGUUUACACCGACUGGAGGACGUUCAUUGAGGAGAAUUCCAAUAAGCCGUCCAUCGAAGUGCGCUCGGACAAACAAUCUGAAGGAAUCAGGAGCAACGCUAGGAGGCUAAUGUCUGAAGCCCUGGAGGUCAAGGAGGAUUCAGGUCUCAUAGACAACAUCGAGAGAGAAGUGUUUCACCAGAGCUCCCGGUUAGUGAGCGGUUCAUACAGACGGACUGUUAGAGCGCUGGUGUUUGCCUUCAAACACAACCCUGAGAUCAGAACUCAAGUAAAAGACAGCACGAUAUCGGUCGACCAGCUGGUCUCCAAAUACAAAAAAUAGGUCAAGGAUAACUACGCCGAGCCUCAGAUUUCACAGUGAAGGUUGUUUACAUCCAGUUAUGUGUUUUUUUUAUUCUUUAUUUUUAUUCAUUUUAUUCUUUUUCGUAAUUUUCUGCAAAAACAAUAAAAAAUACGCUUUGUGGCACAUCAA
Mugil cephalus (flathead mullet) is the source of this 1074-nucleotide messenger RNA. RefSeq names its product transcription elongation factor A (SII) N-terminal and central domain containing 2 (gene tceanc2). The transcript has 4 exons. Bases 301 to 924 code for a protein of 207 amino acids. The record is from RefSeq and is a predicted model, not a curated record. NCBI's taxonomy places the organism in Eukaryota, Metazoa, Chordata, Actinopteri, Mugiliformes, Mugilidae. Gene Ontology annotation, biological process: DNA-templated transcription. Gene Ontology annotation, cellular component: nucleus.